AUUAUACCAUUAUAUCAUAGUUUAAAGGAUGGACGAAUCAGUAUUCUAUAUAGCGGAAGGAGAUCCCAGUGAUAAGAAUUCCCAGGAAUCAUUUGCAUCUUCAGGAUCUAUUCAUACUUCUCAACAACAUGCAUCAUUUAGACAAGCUGAUUGUCCUAAGAAUGGGGCUCUCUUAACAGGAUUUGGUCAAGGUCAAAGAUUAUUUGUAGCAUCUGCUAAUAAGGCAGUAAUUAAUGUUUAUUCAUGGGGUAAAGAAGGGGUUGAUCAAAGAAUACCGAUUCCUGAAGCAUUAAGAUGUUUAGCAAUUAUAAAUCAUCCACAAUCUCAAAAUGAAAAGUCAUCAUCACAUAAAUUAUCAACUCCAACUUUUAAAAUACCUUGGUUAUUAGCAGGAGGUUCAAAAUCUGGUAAGCUUUAUAUAUGGGAACUUGCAUCAGGCAAUUUAUUAUGUGUUAAGGAUGCUCAUUAUCAAGGUAUUAAUGCAGUACAAUUCUCAAAUUGUGGUACAUAUAUUAUAACUGCUAGUGAAGAUUCAAGAUGUAUGGUUUGGAAAACCCUUGAUUUAAUUUCUGUCUAUUAUAAUGAUAUUGACCAUAUGAGAAGUGUCAAGCCAUAUUAUUCUAUAUCCGAUAAUACUUUAUCAAUUACUGAUAUUGCUAUUACUCAAUCUGGUUUAUCAAAUGAUUUGAAAUUGUACACUGUAUCUAAAGAUAGUACUUUAAGAAUUUAUGAUAUUACUACUAAACAAUUAUUAAGUACUUUUGUAUUACCUUUUGCAAGUGAAACAUUAGUAGUUGAUCCAGCUAAUAGAGCUGUAUAUGUGGGAUUAUCUAAUGGUUUAAUUCGUUCAAUUCCUUUAUAUCAAAUUAAUCCUCAUUCUUCAGUAUUAGAGAGUGUUGGAGGUAAUAAAAAGAUUAUAACUUUGGAUAAUGAUCCUAAUUUGAAAUCAAGUUUUAUUCAUCAUCAACAAAGAAUCAGUAAUGACAAUAAGAAUAAAUCCAUUUUACACAAAUCUUCUAAACAAGAAGAUGAUUCAAAUAAACCUAUAUAUGUUACUAAAUUAGCUAUAUCUACAGAUGGUACUAAUUUAGUGUCUGGGGAUUCAUUAGGAAGAGUAUUUAUUUCAGAUAUUGGAUCUAAACAAGUUGUCAAAUCAUUUACACCUUGUAAUUCUCCAAUUUCAUUUGUUCAAGUUAACUCAGUCCCACUUAAUGUGAAUACCGAUACUAAAAUAGAUAAGAAACAUAGAUUAUUACCACAAUUGAAGAGAGUUCUUGUAAACAAUGAACAGAUAGAUCAUCAAUUGUUUAUGGAAAUCACCCAUAUUGAUGAAAAUUCUGAUGAGGAGGAAGAUUUUGAACAGUGGUUAAUUGCCAAACUGAAUGAAGAACUUGAAUUCAAGAACCUCUCUAAUAUCAGAUCCACUAUUAAGACUGUUUCUAAUAACAAUAAUAGCACCACUGCCAAUGAUGACGAAUUGCAAGACAAAUUAGCCAAAGUAUCCAAAGCAUAUACCGAGUUACGCAAAAAGCACGAAGAGUUGAUACAAGAACAUUCAAGAGUAUUAAAUAAUUUAUAG
Messenger RNA from Scheffersomyces amazonensis, 1579 nucleotides. RefSeq names its product WD40 repeat domain-containing protein. Gene Ontology annotation, molecular function: protein binding. Gene Ontology annotation, biological process: rRNA processing; DNA-templated DNA replication. Bases 29 to 1579 code for a protein of 516 amino acids. The record is from RefSeq and is a predicted model, not a curated record. Gene Ontology annotation, cellular component: nuclear pre-replicative complex. The transcript has a single exon. NCBI's taxonomy places the organism in Eukaryota, Fungi, Ascomycota, Pichiomycetes, Serinales, Debaryomycetaceae.